AGCGCGAGCGCGAACAUGCCCAGCCGCGGGGCACUGUCUACGGGUCUGUCGGCGCGACCGGUCAUCGUUUGGAACGGCGCUCAGUAUACGGCGAGCAGCAGGGAAUUGGAGCUGGAGCUGCUGCGACGCGACUACGGCUUGGAUGAGCGCAUGCUGGAGGCGACGCUGGUGCCGCGCUAUAAACGCCACAAGCCUCAAGCCAGCGCCAAGAACGCGCACGUGCGACACACAAGCUCCGCCGGUAUCUCGACGACCAACAACAACUCCAGCAGCAGCCCUGCCUCAGACUGGAUAUUGCGGCAGGGCAACAGCAGCGUUGCCCAAAUCAAUUUUCAUCCCUGGACCGAGCUGGGCGAACGCAAAUUCUCGCAUUUCGAUCUGGUGCCCUGGCGGCGCACGCGCAGCGCCUUGGACUUAAGCUCUGCCGCGGAUUACAGCGGACACAGCAACGACAUCGCUGAGAAGUCGCUGCGCGGCCUCGAGAAGCUCGAGCUGCGCCACAAUCGGCGGCGCCUGCAGCGCGCGAGGUCCACGCAACAGGGGCUGCGGCGCCAGGUGCGCGUCCGCCUCAUAUUCUCCAUUGAGCUGCGGCACAAGCGCAUGGAGCUGCUGCGCCAGAGCGCGCUGCCAAUGCGCGUCUUCGAGCAGCGCUUCGCGCUCAGCGAAAAUGAGAGCGCCGCCUACGAGCGCAUCCUGCUUGAUGCCAAUGCUGGCGUCGAGCAGCAUGUCGGCUACUUCAGCAGGCGCCAUGCUUGCCAGACAGAUGCGGCGCCAGACGACGAGCAGCUGGUGGUGGACUUCGCCAGCGAAACUGACGCCGAGGAGCUGGAGGCCGAGGCUCAAUACGCUACCAUAACGAAUGCCCCAGAACGUGAUAAGAAAAGCGAAACGUCCGAAACGUCAGUUGCAACAGCCACAGAUCAACUCAGCAAAGGAUCCCCGGGAGCAGCCAAUGCAGCGCCAGUCGCUGAAGUGCCAUGCGUCAAGUGUCGCGAUGUUGCCAUCAAAUUGAGAACGAUCAACGACUAUGCGCUAAGCUCGAAUCAGCAGCUAAAGCACAACAACUACCACAACAGCCACAUUAAUAGCAGCAAAUACAACAACAUUAAGCUGAACAAGCUGCACAACAACAGCCACAACAACAAUAACAACAACAAGAGCAGAAGCAACCAGAAUCUGAACAGAAUGCAUGCCCAUCAGCUGGACUCGUAUCUGGCGGGCAUGCCCAUCGGCAUGAACAUGCCCAGCCCAAUGCAUCCGGGGACAAUUUCUGGCAACGAAAGGCCCAAUGGAGGCGCAUUGGCAUUACAUUAUGCAGCGGCCAGGGGCUGCCUGGACUGUGUUCAGCUGCUUGUGGCCGCAUCUGUAGACAUUUGCGCCAAUACGCAAAUGGACAAUGAUGUCACGCCCGUUUACCUGGCCGCCCAGGAGGGGCAUUUGGAGGUGCUCAAGUUUCUGGUGCUUGAAGCCGGCGGCUCGCUCUAUGUGCGCGCACGCGACGGCAUGGCACCGAUCCAUGCCGCUUCACAAAUGGGCUGCUUGGAUUGCCUCAAAUGGAUGGUUCAGGAUCAGGGCGUGGAUCCCAAUUUACGCGAUGGGGACGGUGCCACUCCACUGCAUUUUGCCGCCUCGCGUGGCCAUCUGUCUGUGGUACGCUGGCUGCUCAACCACGGCGCCAAAUUGUCGCUGGACAAAUAUGGCAAAUCGCCGAUUAACGAUGCGGCCGAGAAUCAACAGGUGGAGUGCCUCAAUGUGUUGGUGCAGCAUGGCACCACCGUAGACUACAAUAACAAGAACAACAACACUCAGCGUCACAAGUCGCAGCACCAACAUCAACAGCAACAGCAGUUGCAGCAGCAACAACAGCAGCAACACAUGAGCAGCAGCUGCAACUCGAAUACAAAUUCCAGCAAGCAGACGAGCCGCAGCAACACGAUCAAAUCAAAGUCCUCAUCCACGCUCAGCUCCGAUGUGGAGCCAUUUUAUUUGCAUCCGCCAGCUGUGACGGCAGCCGCUGCCGCUGCUGGCGUUGGCCUCGGCAUGGGCAUGGGUAUGGGCAUGGGCGUUGGCAUAACGCGUAAGAACAGCGACGCUCUGUACUCGCAGCAGUCGCGCAGUUCCUCGGAGAAGCUGUAUGGCUGCAAUGGUGCCGCGGGUGGUGGUGGCGGUGGUGGUGCGGCGGGCAGCACUAGCGGCGGCGGUGCGCUGCUGCCGAACGAUGGCCUCUAUGUGAAUCCGAUGCGGAAUGGCGGCAUGUAUGCCACACCCUCGCCAAACGGGAGCAUAUCGGGUGAGUCGUUCUUUCUGCACGAUCCCCAGGAGAUCAUCUACAAUCGGGUGCGCGAUUUGUUCGUCGACUCGGACUGCAGCAGUGUGAAGCAGCACCAGAUGCCGCAUCCAUUGCACUCGAUGCAAUCAAAGGCCAGCAAUGCCAUCAUGACCAUUCAGGCGGAUGUCCAUUCCAGCUCCAGCGGCGCAGGCAGCGGCUCCGAUGAGUCCGUUUCCAUCUCGUCCAGCUUUAACUCGCCAAAGAGCAGCAGUCAUCAUCACAGUAAUAAUCACAGUCACAGUCACAGUCAUCACCAGCACCAGCACCAGCUGCGCAGUCAGAGCUUCAAUCGACAUGGCAGCAGCAGCAAUAUCAGCAGCAGUAGCAACAUUAAGAACACCAACUACAAGCAACAUAAGAGCAGUAGCAGCAAUAUCAGCAGCAAUGGCAAUCAGAAUGGUGAUCAUGACUACGAGGAUAUAUAUUUGGUGCGCGAGGAGUCACGCAAGCAACAUCAGCAUCAAAAUCAACAUCAACAUCAGCAACAACAGCAGCAGCAACAGCAACAGCAACAGCAGCAGCAGCAGCAGCAGCAGCAACUGCUGCAGCAGCAACAGCAGCAACAGCAGCAGCAGCAACAGUUGCAGCAUAAAUAUAGUGUUGGCAGAUCACGCUCCCGCGACAGUGGCUCACAUUCCCGAUCCGCCAGCGCCAGCUCCACACGCAGCACAGAUGUCGUGCUGCAGUACAGCAACCAUCAUUUGAACAACAAACGCAACAACUAUAACAACAGCGGCAACAACAACGGCAGCAGCAAUAACAACAACAACAGUGGCAGCAGCAGCAACAACAACAUCAGCAACAAUAACAUAAGCCUACUGAAUCGCAACAAGUCGCAUUCAAUGAUUGGUCUGCACAGCAGCAAAUACGAUUCAAGCAUCAAGGACAACUAUAGCGGCAAGAACAUAAAUCUAAAUCUGAAGAAUCAGCUCCUGAAUGGCGGCAUCAAGAGCGACACCUACGAGAGCGUCUGCCCGCCCGAGGAUGUUGCCGAGCGCACCAAGCAGUCGCACAAGAACUCCAUGAUACGCAACAAUCUGGCGGGUACUGGCAUGCUUAGCAGCAAUCCCAACAUAUCCAUGCACAACAACAACAGCAGCAGCAAUGGUAAUAUCCACAACAGCAACAGCGACAGCAGCAACAGCAUCAAUCAAAACGGCAUUAACAACACCAGCAACAACAACAACAUGAACAUGAACAGGAAUUUGAAACGCGUCUCCUCGGCGCCGCCCAUGCAGAAUCUAGCCGUGGUUAAUGGGCCUCCGCCGCCGCCUCUGCCGCCGCCACUGCGUGCUCCAGUGCAGCGCAACAAUUUGAAUGGCGAACACUCCAGCAACAACAACAGCAACAGUAGCAGCAACAACAGCAACAACAACAAUAGUAAUAACAUUUACAAGAAGAAUCACUUUAGCAACGCACCGCCAAGCGCAGCAGGGACAACAACACAAGCGACAACCACAACAACUGUUGCCUCUGCAGCCGGACAUGACGCCGUGGAUUCGGACUCCGGUCUGGAGGUUGUCGAGGAGCCCAGUCUACGUCCCUCGGAACUGGUGCGUGGCAAUCACAAUCGCACUAUGUCCACCAUAUCAGCGAACAAGAAAGCCAAGCUCCUCAAUGGCAAUGGCAACGCCAACGGCAACGGCAACAGCAACAGCAGCGGCAACGGUAAUGGAGGCGCCUCUGCUGACGCAGCAGCAGCAGCUGCCACAGCUGGCAACGGGGAGGGGCACUAUCAGCAUGCCAAUGGCAGCAUCUAUGGCUAUGCGGAGGGUAGUAAGCAACGCAGCGGCAGCAACAGCAACAGCAGCAGCAGUUAUCAGCCCUCACACUAUCACCAGCAGCAACAGUCGGUCUAUGCGCCCAGCAUCUAUGGCGUGGGUUCAUCCGCCGAAGAUCACUACGAGCUGCAGCAGUCGCAGUAUGGAGGCAGCUAUAACGGGGAGGGCGCCGGCGUCGGCGUUGGCGUGCGCUCCGGUGGCCCCAAUUUGGUCAACAAGCAGUUGGUGCUGCCGUUUGUGCCGCCCAGUUUUCCCAACAAAUCACAAGACGGCGUCACGCAUCUCAUCAAGCCGUCGGAGUAUCUAAAGAGCAUAAGCGAUAAGCGUUCGUGUCCAUCCUCGGCCCGUUCCACGGACACGGAGGACUACAUGCAAAUCCAGAUCGCACAGCAGCAGCAUCAUCAUCAUCAGCAUUCGCAUCAGCAUCCGCACCAGCAUCAGCAUCAUUCACAUGCUCUGGGCGUGGGCGAGCAGCCGCCGUUGCCGCCACCGCCGCCCCCGUUGCCGCAUAUGAUGCCGCCCCCAAUGCCAAUGAUGCUGUCGGCCAUGGCUGGCGAUGCGACCAGCAAGUCACAGAAGCCCAAGAAGCCGCACGGCUCAGCUGGGCCCAGCAGCCAGGAUACGGCGACGCGCAAGCAGCAUCAACCGCUGUCCGCAAUUUCCAUACAGGAUCUGAACAGUGUACAGUUGCGACGCACGGACACACAGAAGGUGCCGAAGCCCUACCAGAUGCCGGCACGCAGUCUGAGCAUGCAGUGUUUAACGACCAGCACGGACACAUAUCUGAAGACGGAUCUGAUAGCCGAGCUGAAGAUCUCAAAGGAUAUACCCGGCAUCAAGAAGAUGAAGGUCGAACAGCAGAUGGCCAAUCGCAUGGACUCGGAGCAUUAUAUGGAGAUAACCAAGCAAUUUACGGCCAACAACUAUGUUGAUCAGAUACCAGAAAAGGAUCAGGCCGGCAAUGCCAUACCCGACUGGAAGCGCCAGAUGAUGGCAAAGAAGGCAGCCGAGCGUGCCAAAAAGGACUUUGAGGACCGCAUGGCCCAGGAGGCGGAGUCGCGUCGCCUCUCGCAGAUACCCCAAUGGAAACGCGACUUGCUGGCGCGUCGCGAAGAAACUGAAAACAAGCUGAAAGCGGCCAUCUAUACGCCCAAAGUGGAGGAGAACAAUCGCGUUGCGGACACCUGGCGCCUCAAGAAUCGCGCCAUGUCUAUCGAUAACAUCAAUUUGGCCACCUGCAGCGCCGGCGGCGGCCUCAACGUCGAGCAGCACUAUCAGCAGCUGCAGCUGCUCCAGCAGCAGGCGCAUCCACAGGGCAACAAGGAGAACCACAACGAGGGCUGCACAGCAGCCAAGGCCGGCGAUUGCGAGCCACCACUGCAGCAGCAACAGCAGCAGCAGCAACAACAGGAUGCACUGGAUCAGGGCGAGGACGAUCAGGAUGAUAGUGACAACAUUAUUCCCUGGCGUGCACAGCUCCGCAAGACCAACAGUCGCUUGAGCUUGAUCUGAAUUGGCCGUCUCCGCGCUUAAGUCUCUUGUAGUGCAUUUUUUUUUGUUUAUUUUUUUUUUUUUUCUUUCAUACGAAUAUAUUUAACUUAACGAAUGUGCAAUUAUAUCACAUGAUAUAUA
Messenger RNA from Drosophila virilis, 5742 nucleotides. The record is from RefSeq and is a predicted model, not a curated record. Lineage: Eukaryota; Metazoa; Arthropoda; Insecta; Diptera; Drosophilidae.